This is a messenger RNA of Notolabrus celidotus (New Zealand spotty), 4202 nucleotides long. It is a transcript of the gene mybbp1a, whose product is annotated as MYB binding protein (P160) 1a. The record is from RefSeq and is a predicted model, not a curated record. Gene Ontology annotation, molecular function: RNA binding; transcription factor binding; transcription corepressor activity. Lineage: Eukaryota; Metazoa; Chordata; Actinopteri; Labriformes; Labridae. The transcript has 27 exons. Gene Ontology annotation, biological process: regulation of DNA-templated transcription. Gene Ontology annotation, cellular component: nucleolus. The coding region runs from base 83 to 3943 and encodes 1286 amino acids.
GUUGACCCGGAAGUAGUCGCUGUUCGCUGAGGCACGUUUUUCUCCUGGAGCAGCAUGGGAUCAGUGCUGCUGCUGGUCUGAGAUGUCUGUAGAGAUGGUGGAAGUCUCAGUGAAAGCAGCGCAGCCGGUCCGGCCGACCGGGAUCCUCCAACAGAACCGAGUCUUCCUCGACUUCUUCUGGGACGUGGCUAAACCGGAUCAGGAGGUCCGGCUGAAGGCGAUAGAAGACCUUAUCCAGUACCUGAAAACUAAUAACAAGGCAGAUGAGCUGGAAUACACCUUCAAGAGGCUGGUGGAUGGUCUGGCACACACACGUGAGGCUGCAAGACCUGGAUUCAGCCUGGCUCUGGGACAGGUGCUUGGUGCCUUUGAAGACGUCUCUCUGCAGAGUGUACUCGACAGAAUCAAAGAAAAGCACAAUUUGCAGACUGUGAAGAAGAAACUUUUCAGAAAUGCUUUGUUUGGAAACAUGUUCGGCGUCCUCGCCCUGCAGCAGUCCAGCCGCCUCCCUAAAGAACCGCAGGUGGUCUUGGGAUGUGUGCAGCUCCUCCAGAGCCUCAGCCAGCACAGACAACACGUGAAAGACUUGCCCACUAAGACCAUGAUGGACAUCCUCAGUGAGAUCCCAGAGGACGUGUUUGAAGAGGUCCUCUUUAGCGCCCUGCAGACCGACCUGGCAUCAGCGUUCAGUACUCCGGAGCAGCUGCAGCUGCUGUUGGUGGCUCUGCAGCGCUUCCCACAAACCCUCAAACCCAAGAAACUGAAGAAGCUGCUGGGCUCGACGACCAUCAUCAACGCUGACAACAUCCCAAAGUUGACAGAGGUGUUGAAAAUGGCAGCGCGCUCAGUGAAGAAGGAGUGUGUGCUCCCUGCGGUGGUCCUGGACCUCCUGAAGCUCUCUCUGAAGGAAGACAGCUUCAAGCUCUUCUGGAAUAACGCCAUCAUUAACGGCAUGUUUAAGGAGCCAGCGGGGCCCACUCAUUACCUGGGCUUCCGUCUGCUGGGAGCUGCUCUGCCUCAUCUGUCCGUAGAACAGCUGAAGGAGGUUUUGGGUGGAGAUGUGAUGAUGCACUACGGAGAGCACGUGGUGUCUGCUCAGAAACCAGACCGCUUCAAACUGGCCCCAGAGAUGGAUGUCUACGUGUCAGACUUCCUGCAGGGCUGUCAGGAUCCUGACAAACAGCUGGCGGCGAUGGUGAGCUUCUCCUCGCUGACCAACCAGGGUUACCCCGUGGUGCCGUCAGUGUGGAGGGUGGUGCAGCACCUUCAGCCUGCAGCUCUGCAGGACUACGUGGACUGGCUGAAGAAGAUGUUUCUACACCCUCAGCUGGACAAACUGCUGGACUUCAGCACCCGCAAGCAGAAGGACAACCAGGAAGGACAAAAAGAGAGCUCUAUUUUCCGUCUGAGGAAGUGGAUUGUCGCUCGCCUCACUUCCAUCGUAGACAACCACCAAGUGAAGAGGCAGGAGGAUCUCAUCAUGGGCGUGGCCAGAUUCGUCUUUUUCCACGCGUUCUUCAGCGCAAAGAAAGCCUCGGCAGACAUCCCCGAGACGGAGGGGAAGCUCUCUGCCCCUCUGGACGACAGGACCAGAGCGAUGCUCGUCAGUUCUUUCUUUGGUCUUCUUCUGUCCAUGCACCACCUCCCUGUGAACGAGGACUCAGCCGAGGGAGCGGCAAUUAACCACAAGCGGGCGCUGGGUGUAACCGCGGAUGGCACCAUGUGGAUCUACCACCUGGUCCAGUAUGCUCAAGUCCUGCUGAGCCAACCGAAACAGGUCCAGAGCAGCAAACCGUUCACCCCCGAGCAGAGACAGGCCUGGGACAGCAUGCUGGAGUCUGUGUCGAGCCUGAGGAAGAAGGCAAAGAAAGGCCCGACUGCAGAGAGCACCGCGUUCCAGCAGCUCUUCCUGUUGGUCGGCAUGCAUCUCUUUAAGGCCCCUGAAGAGCUGCUGGACAUCAUGAAGGACCUGCAGAGCUGCAUGGACAAAGCUCAGGAGAAGAAGGCCAAGAAGAAGAAGAAGAAGAAGCAAGCUACAGAGCAGCCAGAGGAGGAGGAGCCGGAGUGGGUGGAGGUCAUGGUGGACAUCUUGUUGUCCCUGCUGUCCCAGCCGAGCCGACUCAUCAGACAGGUCUGCAAGACGGUCUUCUCCUCCAUCUGCCCCCAUGUGACUGCUCCAGCUCUCACUGCCAUCCUCGAUGUCCUGGACCCAGAGAGAGAUGAAGAUGAUGGCGCUGUGGUCGUCACUGAUGACAACAAAACCCAGAAGAAGAAAACAGAUGAGGAUGAGGAUGAAGAUGAAGAGAUGGAGGAGGACGAGUCUGACGGAUCAGACGAUGAUGAAGACAAGGACGACGACGAUGAUGAUGAUGACGAUGAUGAUGAUGAAGCAAUGGAGGAUGAGGAGGAUGAGGGCAUGGCAGAGGCAGAGGUGGACCAAAGCUUCCGUUUGGAGCUGAUGAAGGUCCUGCAGCAGCAGAACGCUCUGGCCAAAGAGGAGGACGCCAGCAGUGAUGAAGACCUGGAUGAUGAUGCCAUGAUGAAGUUGGAUGAAGGUCUGGCUGCUUUAUUUACGGAGCAGAAGAAGAAGAAUCAGGCCAAGAAGGACGAAAAGGCAAAGCUACAGAAAGAGAAGAUGCUGGUCCGGGACUUUAAGAUCAAGGUGUUGGACCUGGUUGAGGUGUUCGUGGCCCGGCAGGCCGGCAGUCCUCUCGUGCUGGGUCUGGUGGAGCCUCUUCUUAACAUUAUCGACAGAGGGAUGAGCUCAGACAGCAACCAGCAGGAGCAGGACUUCCUCCGCAGAGCUGCAGAUAUCUUCAGAAACCAGCUGUGCAGGUCUAAGGUUUACUGCAGGACUGUUGAUGACAGACAGGGGGAGCUCCACGACCUGCUGGACAAACUGAUGACCAAAGCCCAGAAGCUGCCCGACUCCUCUGUCUGCCUUUAUUACUUCAGCGCGUCUCUGUACGUGGUGAAAGUGCUGCGAGGAGCUCCGCCUGCUGAGAACAAGGAGGACAACAAAGCUGCAGCAGCUGACCUGAAGUUCAUGGGUAACAUGGAUGUGGAUCGCGUCUCAGCUCUCUUCAGAGACGCUCUGAGCUCCUUCAUGGGCAAGAGGAAGAGUCCCCUGACCGCUCAGAUGUUCACAGACCUGUUCAGCAGAUUCCCCGCUCUGUGUGUGAACCUGUUGGACGCAGCAGUGCAGCACAUCACGUCUGGAGUCAGAGUGCAUCAACAGGGCCAAGCAUGUGUGCUGGUGCUGCGGGCGAUCCAGAGCAGGGAGGUCCAGCAGCUGCUGAGCGGCGAUCCUUGGACAGAGAUGUGUGUAAAGGUCGCAGGGCAGGUAGCAGCGAGUCUGCGGCAGGUCGGGCAGACGGACAGCAAAGUGGUGAAGGAGAAGGUGGUGAAGACUCUGGAGCUCUGUCAGUUCCUGGUCAAACAUGUUCAGCAGCAGAAGUUAUCCGUGGACCUGGAGCCUCUUAAGACCGUCCUGCAGUCUUUGACCAGCGCCAUUACAUUCAACAAGACUGGCAAGCUGGAGGACACGUACUGGGCUGUGAUGAAACACUUUGGAGUCAUGAAACCCAAAGUUGAAAAGACAAAAGCUGACAAGGAGGCCGACCAGCAGCAGCCGCAGCAGCCACCCAAGAAGAAGAAAGGUUUUCUGCCCGAAACAAAGAAGCGAAAAAAGCGCAACAAGCCUGUUUUAGAGCCAGCCGCCGCAGCAGACGACAACUCCACCUCCUCUAACAAAAGAGGAGCAGACAAAGGACAAGCCAAAAAGAAACAUGACAAGAAAUCUAAACAGAAACGACCGGCUGAUGGCACGGCGGCUUCUCAGCCAAACCCGGCCAAGAAGAGCAAGCCGCAGUCUGAGAGCACAACAGCCAACAAGAAGAAGAAGAAACCCAAACAGAAGAAACAGGCGGGAGGAAACAUGUAGAGUGGACACUGCUAUUUAAAUGUUUAUUCCUUUAAAAGAGGAGAGGAGGGUUUUUGUCUGUUCAUUUUCUACUUCUUGCAGUUUACUGGGCUGAUAGUUCGCUCCUGAUAACAUGUUCAAUUUGAGAAAGCUCAACAUUUACAACUUUACAACUUUAGAUGUGUGGGAAGUGAAUUCAGAUGAAUUAUUUUUCUAAUUUGUGAUGGCUAUUGAUUGGAAAGAGAUCACUGCUUCAAUAAAUCAUUUCUCUUUCUGUAAA